GUAUGGAAGAACCCGGUGUGACACCUUCUGUCACUGGAACAAGUUUGACAGAGGAAAGAUUUUGUGGAGACAUUCAUACCCCCAAAUGCCAAGAAUCUUGCACUCUGCUCAUUGGAGAAAGAUACUCAGUUUCUAAGGCGUUACAUAUGGACUCUUUGACUGUACCAUCUCUGUCUCCCUCAACGGGAUCUCAGCUCAGUGUGGAUGAGAUGAAGUUACUCGCUAAACUAGAGGAACAGAACAGACUGCUUGAGACUGACAGGAAGUCUCUGUACCCUCUGAAUGGGGUCCUGCAAAGUCCCACCUCACCCAAAACCUUCUCUUUUGAGGAUGACAUAUGGGGCAAUGUCAUUAAAGAAUGGGACAACUGGCGCAAGAGAAAAGUGGGACAGAUCAAGGUGCUGAUCAGGAGGGGUGUCCCUGCUCACCUGCGGCCCGCUGUGUGGCAGCUGUUGUGUGACGCUCAGAAUGUGGCCGUGCGACAGAAGUACUCAGAUCUGCUGAAGAGCUCGUCUCCCUCUGAGACGCUGAUACUCAGAGACCUGACACGUAUCCUCCCUCAACACCAGCUCUUUCACAACAAGGUCGCUACCUGCCAGAAACCACUGUUUAAUGUGCUGAAGGCUUACUCAAUCUUAGACCAAGAGAUUGGCUAUUGUCAGGGAAGUGUGUUUAUUGUAGGUCUAUUGCUCACACAGAUGGCUGAAGAGGAGGCCUUCUACAUUUUUGUGAGGCUAAUGAAGGACUUCAGAAUGAGGGAUCUGUAUAGAUCCAAUAUGGUUGAACUCGGCUGCUGCAUUCACCAGUUUGACGCUAUGAUUAAGGAUCAACUUCCUGAGCUUCAUUCCCACUUCCAGACUCAGGGUUUUCACACCUCUGUGUUCUCCUCCUCUUGGUUUCUCAACAUCCUCCUCUCAUCUUUACCAAUCAGAGCUGCCAUUAGGAUUUUUGAUAUCUUCAUGUGUGAGGGUUUGGAGAUCGUGUUCCGGGUUGGUUUGGCUUUACUUCACAUGAAGCAGACAGAACUCAUCAAGCUUGAUGUAGAGGGAAUGAUGAAUUGCUUACAGAAUCUGGAAUCAUGGGCUUCAGAUCCUGAUGGAAUCAUUGAAGCAGCAUAUCAAAUAAAAUACAACUCCAGCAGAAUGAAACAAUUGAGACAAGAGUAUGCAUAUAUCAAGACAAAAAAGCUGGAGGAGCAGGAAGAACUAAAUGGACUUUCUUCAGAGAACAAACAUUUAAAGCAGAGGCUUGCCUUACUGGAGAAGAGGUGCUCAGAAAAACUGGUGUCACAGCUGAAGAAAGAACUGGAGAAAACUCGGCUAAACACAGCCAGGUCACAAAGCGCUUUAAAAGAGAUGCAGGCAAACAUCUUGCAGAUGGAAGAGAGCGGCGCUGUGCCUAAUGAGGACAGUGUGAUGGAUCUGCAGACGGAGCUGAUCAGCUGUAGAUUGCAGGAAGCAGAGGCACUAACUGAACUCAAAGUGCUAAAACAACACAUUAAAGACAUAGAGGAGAAAUGGCAGAGGCAGCAGGUGCAGUGCGGAGGUCAGCAAAAGAUUAGCAGCGCACAAAAUGAACUGCAGGUGGAGCUGUUAAGCACAAGACUAAAGGAAACGCUCACUCAAGCCGCGCUUAAAGAGAGCCGCCACAGACUGAUGAAGCUGCAGACAGAGAACAAAAUGUACAGUAACCAGCUAAAACCAAUUGAAGCACACAUAAACAGCCAGCAAGAUCAUCUACAGGAGCUGACAUCUCAGAACCAAGAUCUGUGCAGCCAGUUACAACAGAGCAGACGGUUUUCAACUGUUCAAUACAAGCGAAAAGAAAAGCAGGACAAAGAAGCAGCAAACUUGACCAUCAUUGCAGUUCUUCAAAAGCAGAUCACAGAGUUACAAAUUCAAAUUCAAAGCCUCUCCAAACAUACUAUGUUUUCUCAACCCGCACCGAGGCCUUCCACAUCCACCUCUCGGAAGCACAAUGACACCUAAAAAUGGACAGCUGCCCUAACGUCCCGUCAUCCUAUCUCCAGAAGCACGCCAUCCGGUGAGACACUGAAGAUGUUCUAUUAAGAGCGCUACCCACAGCUGCAGUGUCCACUAUGAGAGAGUCUUCACAGCCCCAGCUUUUAAACAUGCUGCAACACUUUGAGUGUCAUGAGCAGAGACACACUGUGACAGUUUUGCCAUUAACACUUGAAAGUGACAGCAAGAUUUCUCAUUCUUAGCAAAAAAAAAAAAAGUUGUUAAAUGUCUUAGAUCUAACAUUCAAGUAAACAUCACAAAGCACUUAGUACUGUCACACUGUAAAAGAGGUUUUAGUCAUGGUCAGCCGCAAGUAUCUUAAUGCUGGAUACCUGUACUGAAAAUCCGACUGAUUGAACAACAGUGAUUUCAGCCAAAUGAAUCUCUAUUUGACCCAGUGUCACUGGAAUUUAUAGUGUUUUAGC
Messenger RNA from Sinocyclocheilus anshuiensis, 2446 nucleotides. RefSeq names its product ecotropic viral integration site 5a (gene evi5a). The transcript has 17 exons. Bases 3 to 1988 code for a protein of 661 amino acids. Gene Ontology annotation, molecular function: small GTPase binding; GTPase activator activity. NCBI's taxonomy places the organism in Eukaryota, Metazoa, Chordata, Actinopteri, Cypriniformes, Cyprinidae. The record is from RefSeq and is a predicted model, not a curated record. Gene Ontology annotation, biological process: regulation of GTPase activity.